Messenger RNA from Exserohilum turcica Et28A, 543 nucleotides. RefSeq lists its product as uncharacterized. The record is from RefSeq and is a predicted model, not a curated record. The transcript has a single exon. Bases 1 to 543 code for a protein of 180 amino acids. Lineage: Eukaryota; Fungi; Ascomycota; Dothideomycetes; Pleosporales; Pleosporaceae.
AUGGCAUCAGAAAUCACAAGCACAACCACAGAUAAAGCAGCAACCUGGCAGCCCCUCUCCACACACGACGUCCCCGCUGUAAUGCACAUGGCGAAUACCAUGCACGCCUCACUCCCCGAACGCGCAGCCGUCUUCGAAGAGCGUAUUGCGCUGUUCCCGCGCGGCUGCCUGGGCCUGUUUGACGCGUCCAAUAGGCUAUGCGGGUACCUGAUUUCGCAUCCGAUUCGGCGGGGCCAAGCACCUGCGCUGGAUUCUUUGCUGGGAGAAAUCCCAGGCGACGCGGAUCAGUAUUAUGUGCAUGAUUUGGCGAUUGCAGCGGGAUUCCGGGGCACGGGGUUUGCGCAAAGGGGAGUUAGUGGGGUUUUGGAGGGCGUGGCAAGCGGGUAUGCGACGAGUGGGUUGAUUUCCGUCUAUGGGACUGGGGCAUUUUGGGCGAGGUUUGGGUUUGGGGAAGUGGAGGAAAAGGAUGAGGAGGGGGGUUUCGCGGACAAGAUACGGGGGUAUGGCGAAGAUGCUGUGUAUCUUGAGCGGAAGAAUGGCUAG